UCGAGAGAGUGCUAGCCACUCACCCAAGGCAGAGGCAGGACUCCAGCAUGUCAGAGAAGCCAAAGGAUCUAAAGGACCUCAUGCCCACAGAGAGGAAGACCAUGUGGAGGACUGAAGAGGAGAGGAAGAUGUCUGACCUCACUCGGGUGCUGGAGUGGCUAGAGAGGAGGAAGGGAAAGAAGAAGCAACCUGUCCAGAAACAGAAGGUCAUGGUGGUGGAGCCCCCAAAACCAAAGGUGAAGGGCAUGAAGAAGAUCAAGGGUAUCCUGACGCGGCAAGAAGCAAGCCCCAAGAUGAAGUUCCUGGAGCAGGCAAUAGGGCAAACCUCCAGGAGGUCCACAGCCUCCAGCAUAUUGUACCAAGCGCCUUUCGGAGCAGAGCAGAGACGCCUGAGCAUGUUCCCCAGCGUGUACGACAAGGAAGGUCCCAGAAGAACAGAGUUAGACAUCAAGGACGCAAUGGCUCUAGAGUCCACUCCACGGCCAAACACAUUCCGUCGCCAAAGCAUGUACGCAGACCCCUUGGCACAGGAUAGCGCCUUCAGCAACCGAAGAAUGACCAUGAUGAAAGACUGGCCAACCAGGAGCUCAGACAUCGCUUUUGAACGCAAGCUAAAGAGCCUCAUGGAGAAGGGUACUGAACCCAAGAUAGAAAAUGUGAAAAUGCUGAAGCCAGAGGAAGUGCUGAGCUGUCGGUAUCUGAGGCUGUCCAAGAACAACAUCAAGACCUUGUUCAAGCUGUGCAAGGAUGUGGGUCUGAACAUGGACAUCCAUCCCCACAUGACUGAAACAGAGAUAGAUGUUCAGAAAGUGUUCCCCGCAAGCCAAGAUGUGGCCCUCUGAACAGCUCCUCUCCCCAGCCACCUUCCAGCUCCUUCUGCUGUCAGACCUUGGCCACCAGAUGCUGUCCUCUG
Messenger RNA from Octodon degus (degu), 913 nucleotides. It is a transcript of the gene CUNH16orf78, whose product is annotated as chromosome unknown C16orf78 homolog. The record is from RefSeq and is a predicted model, not a curated record. Lineage: Eukaryota; Metazoa; Chordata; Mammalia; Rodentia; Octodontidae. Bases 48 to 842 code for a protein of 264 amino acids. The transcript is spliced from 5 exons.